Molecule: messenger RNA, 1431 nt
Organism: Gossypium arboreum
Lineage: Eukaryota; Viridiplantae; Streptophyta; Magnoliopsida; Malvales; Malvaceae
Product: organic cation/carnitine transporter 7-like
Exons: 4
Coding region: 1-1431 (476 amino acids)
Biological process (GO): transmembrane transport
Cellular component (GO): membrane
Molecular function (GO): transmembrane transporter activity
Source: RefSeq, a predicted model, not a curated record
AUGGGAGGAGGAGGAGGAGACACAUUCACUGUGGACGAUGCACUUUUGACCUUGGGGUUUGGCAAAUACCAGUAUUUUGUGCUUGCUUAUGCUGCACUGGCUUGGAUCUCAGAAGCCAUGGAAAUGAUGCUUUUGUCGUUUAUAGGACCAGUAGUUAAAAGAAUGUGGCGUCUUUCGGCUAAAGAACAAAGCUUGAUAACCAGUGUGGUAUUUAUCGGUAUGCUAGUUGGAGCCUAUUCUUGGGGUGUAAUCGCAGAUAAAUAUGGAAGAAGGAAAGGUUUCCUUAUGACCGCACUGGUCACUACUGCAGCAGGCUUUAUGAGUUCCUUCUCACCAAAUUACGCCACAUUGCUGGUUCUUCGUUGUGUGGUGGGUAUUGGGUUAGGAGGAGGGCCUGUGCUUUGCUCUUGGCUGCUAGAGUUUAUUCCUCCCCCAAACAGAGGCACUUGGAUGGUUGUUUUCCAAGCAUUUUGGACUGUGGGCGCUGUUUUUGAAGCUUCCAUCGCAUGGGCCGUGAUGCCAACACUGGGUUGGAGAUGGCUGCUUGCUUUUUCUUCCAUCCCUUCAUUUGGUCUCCUUAUCUUCUAUUUAUGCACACCCGAGUCACCGAGAUACCUCUGCUUGAACGGUAAGAUAAAGGAGGCCAUGACUAUUCUGGACAGAAUAGCUAAAGUCAAUGGCACCAAAGUGCCUUCUGGAACCCUUGUUUCUGAUGACGACGUAGUUGCGUCCGACCAAGAUUCAACUCCUACAAAGAGACAUAAACAAGGAGCCCUGACAACCAUAUUGAAGCUUCUUUCACGAGAAUUAAUCAGGCCAACCCUACUCUUAUGGGUUGUCUUCUUUGGAAAUUCAUUUUCCUACUAUGGCCUAGUGUUGCUCACAACCGAGCUAAACGCGGGACGCAGUGCAUGCGCCGGCCACAAAGUGAAAGCCGAAGAAACCGAGGAUGUUAACUACAAAGAUGUUUUCAUCACCACUUUUGCAGAGUUUCCGGGGCUCAUCAUAGUAGCAUUGACAGUAGAUCGAGUGGGUCGUAGGCCUUCGAUGGCAGUUUUGUUCUUCAUCUGUUGCGUCCUGAUAUUCCCCUUGGUAUUCCAGCAGUCUGAAAUGGUAACAACGGGGCUUCUCUUCGGCUCUCGAAUAUGCAUCACUGCAACCUUCACCACAUUGUUUAUAUAUGCUCCGGAGAUAUAUCCAACGGCGGUAAGAUCAACGGGCUUUGGAGCGGCAAGCUCGAUGGGAAGAAUUGGAGGGAUGGUGUGCCCCUACGUAGCAGUAGCAUUAGUGCAGGGAUGUCACGAAACAGCUGCCAUAGGGAUGUUUGAGGUGAUCAUAUUUUUAUCAGGGGUAUCCAUUUUGUUGAUCCCAAUAGAGACCAAAGGUCGGGAGUUGAGUGAUAACGUUAAGCAGAAGUGUCAACCUGUUUAG